CAUCCAUCCAUCCAUCCAUCCAUCCAUCAUUGGACAUAGAAAUAGAUGAUCUGUCUCUGUCUGCAGGACGGUCUGGUGAAGGUGGGCUGGAUGGACUGCAGCGUCCAGCAGCAGCUCUGUGACAGUUUCCAGGUGAGCAGUGGAGCCACGGCUCUGUUCCCUCCUGGAAGCGCUGUGGAUCAACAGGACAGCGUUCUGUGGCUGGAGACUCUGGACAGCAGAGAGAUCUACAAGCAGGUCCUCCAUCAUCUGCCUGAUCUGGACCUGCUGUCCACGGACACUUUCAAGGAGAAACUGGCGCAUCAUCGCUGGCUGAUCAGUUUUACCUUCAGUAGCGGGUCUGCCUCCAGCGAGUACAAGAAGCUCCGCGCUCUCCUCCGAAACGACCACAUCCAGGUGGGGCGGGUGGACUGCGCCGCAGAGCGCCAGCUGUGUCAGUCUCUGUACAUCCAGAAACCCUGUGUGGCCGUUUUCAAAGGACUGGGAAUCAACGACUUUGAGAUCCACCACGGGAAGGACGUGCUCUACAACAUCGUGGGUUUUGCCAGGGAGAGCGUUCGCGCUCAUGUGACCACGCUGAGGCCAGACAACUUCCCCUCCAACAGGAAGGAGCCGUGGCUCGUCGACUUCUUUGCUCCGUGGUGUCCUCCAUGCAGAGCUUUACUUCCUGAACUGAGGAAAGCGUCCAUCCAGCUGGCGGGACAGAUGAAGUUUGGGACCCUGGACUGUACGGUCCAUCCAGACCUGUGCUCCACGUAUAACAUCCAAGCGUAUCCCACCACCGUCAUCUUCAACGGCUCGUCUCUGCAUGAAUAUGAAGGACAUCACUCUGCUGACGGCAUCUUGGAGUUCAUCCAGGACCUGGUCAACCCGUCGGUGGUGGUCCUCGAUCCCUCCAGCUUCUCAGACAAAGUUAAAGGCAGAGCUGAGGGGCAGACCUGGGCGGUGGACUUCUACGCUCCUUGGUGCGGUCCCUGUCAGGCCAUGAUGCCAGAGUGGAGACGCAUGGCUCGGAUGGUUUCUGGUCAGAUCCUGGUGGGUUCCCUGGACUGUCAGCGCUUCCAGACCUUCUGCCAGAGCCAGGGAGUGAGGGCCUACCCUGAGGUCCGCCUGUACGCCGGGAGCAGCAAGCAGCCGGACCGCUAUGCGACCUACAGCGGCUGGAGCAGAGACGCCCAAACGCUGAGAGCCUGGGCGCUGAGCUCGUUGCCCAGAGCGUCGGUGGACCUGACUCCAGAGACCUUCAGAUCCCAGGUUCUUUCAGGUCGGGAUCACUGGGUUCUGGAUUUCUAUGCCCCCUGGUGCGGACCAUGUCAACACUUUGCUCCGGAGUUUGAGAUCCUGGCCCGGACGCUGAAGGGGGAGGUCCGGUCCGGGAAGGUGGACUGUCAGGCCCACUAUGAGACGUGUCAGUCAGCUGGGAUAACCGCCUACCCUACAGUGCGCUUCUACGCCUACCGAGGAUCCAGGAGGUAUGAACACAGCGGGGAGCACAUCAACAGCCGGGACGCAAACACCAUCGCUGACAUCAUCAGGAGCCGCCUGGAACAGCUGUCGCCACGGUUACACAGCACGCCAAAGGAUGAGCUCUGACACCGGAGGAGCCCCGUUCUGAUUGGUGGGAGCCGGAAUGCGCCUGAUUUGAUUGGUCCAGCCUCCUGGAGCCUGACGGCGGCUGGGAGCCGCCUCCAGGGUGUGUAUUUACUCUAUGAAGUAAACCUGCGGGACACGAUGGGAAGUUACUGACGCACUACUGCAUCUCAGCUGCUGAGAUGGUCUCUGCUUUUUAUUCUCUCAGGUUUUUAUUUGGGCUAAAAUUGGUAGAAAUGAACUUUUAUCCUUUAGUUUGGCUUCACUGUUCUGGAUAAAAACAAACCUGUUCUAUAAAAGACACUCCAUCUCAAUCCAAUAAAAUCUUCU
Molecule: messenger RNA, 1920 nt
Organism: Cyprinodon variegatus (sheepshead minnow)
Lineage: Eukaryota; Metazoa; Chordata; Actinopteri; Cyprinodontiformes; Cyprinodontidae
Gene: dnajc10
Product: dnaJ homolog subfamily C member 10-like
Exons: 16
Coding region: 46-1593 (515 amino acids)
Source: RefSeq, a predicted model, not a curated record